Molecule: messenger RNA, 519 nt
Organism: Debaryomyces tyrocola
Lineage: Eukaryota; Fungi; Ascomycota; Pichiomycetes; Serinales; Debaryomycetaceae
Source: the annotation of a GenBank genome assembly
AUGUCUAGAUUAAACGAAUAUCAAGUUAUCGGUCGUCGUCUCCCAACUGAUUCAGCUCCAGAACCAAAGUUGUACCGUAUGAGAAUUUUUGCUCCAAACACUGUUGUUGCUAAAUCUCGUUACUGGUAUUUCUUACAAAAAUUACACAAGGUCAAGAAGACCCUUGGUGAAAUCGUUUCCGUUAACACCAUCGCUGAAAGCCACCCAACCAAGGUUAAGACUUUCGGUGUCUGGAUCAGAUACGAAUCUAGAUCCGGUAUUCACAACAUGUACAAAGAAUACCGUGACGUUACCAGAGUUGGUGCUGUUGAAACCAUGUACCAAGAUUUAGCUGCUAGACACAGAGCUAGAUUUAGAAACAUUCACAUCUUAAAGGUUGUUGAAUUAGAAAAGACUGAAGAUGUUAAGAGACAAUACGUUAAGCAAUACUUAACCAAAGACUUAAAAUUCCCAUUACCUCACAGAAUCCAAAAAUCAAAGAAGUUAUACCAAGCUCAAGUUCCAUCUACUUUCUACUAA